UCACAUAAUGAGAUGAUAGCGUCUUAUUUUGGCAAAGGCGCUAGAUUCCAUUUGUGUACUUUAUUUUUCCUCCCUGCGCCUAACGCCCAGCUGGGUCGCAUCGGUGCGGGUGAGGAAACAGCUAAUGGAACAGCCGCUCAGCCCGCUUCCUCUACGGGGAAACGUUCAGGGCUCCGAAACACUCCCUCUGUAAGACGUUGCAAAACUAAAAGCCCUUACAGGGAGUUCCACGUCCAAGCUCACGGUGUUACCGAACCCGGGGCGAUCCCCGCCUUUGCGGUUCGCGGGGCCCCGGGCCGGGCACACGGCGGUCACCGCCCGCUGGAGGCGGCCACGGUUCUCCGCCCGCCCGGGGCGGUCCCUGGCUCAGCCCCCGGGUGGAGCAGGCAACGGCGGGGCCAGAGCUCGCUUCUUCUUCUGCGUCUCACUCGGCGCUCUGUGCGGCGACUCGACGGACGCUCGCGACUCGGACUCGGCUCCAGCCACGACCGACGAACUGCGGAGAUGGCGAAGUAUACAAGAGGCACUGUGACAGCAUUCUCUCCUUUUGAUGCCAGAUCUGAUGCAGAAGCCCUUCGCAAGGCCAUGAAGGGAAUGGGGACUGAUGAAGAGACUAUUCUGAAGAUCCUUACCAGCAGAAAUAAUGCUCAACGUCAAGAAAUUGCAUCUGCUUUUAAAACACUAUUUGGCAGGGAUCUUGUGGAUGACCUGAAAUCAGAACUUACUGGCAAGUUUGAAACAUUGAUGGUGUCUUUGAUGAGACCAGCACGUAUUUUUGAUGCUCAUGCACUGAAGCAUGCAAUCAAGGGAGCAGGAACCAAUGAGAAAGUGUUGACUGAAAUUCUUGCCUCCAGAACACCUGCUGAAGUGCAGAAUAUUAAACAGGUUUAUAUGCAAGAGUAUGAGGCCAACUUGGAGGAUAAGAUUACAGGAGAGACGUCAGGCCAUUUCCAGAGACUAUUGGUGGUCCUGCUGCAGGGAAAUAGAGAUCCUGAUGGCAGAGUUGAUGAGUCUCUAGUUGAGAAGGAUGCUCAGGUCUUGUUUAGAGCUGGGGAGCUAAAAUGGGGUACAGAUGAAGAAACAUUCAUCACCAUCUUGGGAACUCGAAGUGUUUCUCAUUUAAGGAGGGUGUUUGACAAAUACAUGACUAUUUCUGGCUUUCAAAUUGAAGAAACCAUUGACCGUGAAACCUCUGGUGAUUUGGAGAAGUUGCUUUUGGCAGUUGUGAAAUGCAUCCGAAGUGUGCCUGCCUAUUUUGCUGAAACCUUAUAUUAUUCCAUGAAAGGGGCUGGCACUGAUGAUGAUACCCUGAUCAGAGUCAUGGUUUCAAGAAGUGAAAUCGAUCUGUUGGAUAUUAGACAAGAAUUCAGAAAGAAUUUUGCAAAAUCGUUGCAUCAGAUGAUUCAGAAAGAUACAUCUGGGGACUACAGGAAGGCGCUCCUGCUCCUCUGUGGUGGAGAUGAUGAGUAAUGGUGGCAGAAACAUGAAGGAUUUCUUGUGCUCCAGCUUUGCAGCCCUUUAGUUAGCAUGCCUAGCUAAGAUUUUGCAUCUUAAUGCUUUAUGGCUGUUUGAGUUUAUAUUCAUAUCGCACUUAUUAAAAACAAACAUGUUACUACCCAGCUGAUAAAUAGUCCCUCCUCCUCCGACAUCCCAACCUCUGGGAAUUUCAAGUGCCUUCUGAGUGUAUGCGAAAGUCUUCAUGGAAGAUGAGUACUGAGCACAGAGCCCAGUUAUUUGCAAGUGUUUUGCUGAAACGUGGAAAAAAAAUAAUCAUGUAUUUCCACUAAUACUGUAUUUUCAUUAAUAAUUUAAAGACUCUUUUUUUGCUUUUAUUCCUUACAUUUUCUCUGAAUCUUAAACUAGUUCUAACACUGCAAAGAAGAGAAGGUAUCCUUUGUAUGUAAUAUUUGAAUGAAUUUGUAGAACGUAAUGCAAGCAGUCAUUGGAAAUCUAAAGAACCAAUAAAUUUUUUCCCUCUUG
Tympanuchus pallidicinctus (lesser prairie-chicken) is the source of this 1980-nucleotide messenger RNA. It is a transcript of the gene ANXA5, whose product is annotated as annexin A5. Gene Ontology annotation, biological process: negative regulation of coagulation. Gene Ontology annotation, cellular component: cytoplasm. NCBI's taxonomy places the organism in Eukaryota, Metazoa, Chordata, Aves, Galliformes, Phasianidae. Bases 13 to 1470 code for a protein of 485 amino acids. Gene Ontology annotation, molecular function: calcium ion binding; calcium-dependent phospholipid binding. The record is from RefSeq and is a predicted model, not a curated record. The transcript has 13 exons.